This is a messenger RNA of Gymnodraco acuticeps, 1510 nucleotides long. Its product is annotated as src substrate cortactin-like. The transcript is spliced from 11 exons. The coding region runs from base 171 to 1367 and encodes 398 amino acids. The record is from RefSeq and is a predicted model, not a curated record. Gene Ontology annotation, biological process: regulation of actin filament polymerization. Gene Ontology annotation, molecular function: actin filament binding. Gene Ontology annotation, cellular component: focal adhesion; cortical actin cytoskeleton; actin filament. Lineage: Eukaryota; Metazoa; Chordata; Actinopteri; Perciformes; Bathydraconidae.
CGUGUGACGUCAUCACGUCUGGGAGAGCCGGAAGUAAGAGCCAGCAGAGAUCCCAGUUUCUCCAUCAACGCUUGAGGUGUGAAGGAACUGCAUCCACCAGGGGGAUAUUUUAAUAUUCCUCUUAGACUCAGGUCGGAUCUACCUUUGUAGACGUGUGUAUAAGAUUGAAGAUGUGGAGGGCAUCAGCAGGACAGUCCGUUAAGGUUGCGCAACAAGACGACGGAGGGGACGACUGGGAGACGGACCCUGACUUUGAGAAUGACGUGUCGGAGAGGGAGCAGCGCUGGGGGGCCAAGACGGUGGAGGGCUCGGGACAUCAGGAGUCCAUAGAUAUCAACCGCCUGCGUGAGGCGGUGUCCACGGAGCACAGCUCUCUGAGGAAGAAGGAGCAGGACACCGAGCCCAAAGCAUCCGACGGAUACGGGGGGAAGUUCGGAGUUCAGCAAGACCGCAUGGACAAGUCCGCUGUGGGUCAUGACUACCAGAGCAAGCUGUCCAAGCACUGCUCCCAGACGGACACUUCUAAAGGCUUCGGAGGGAAGUUCGGAGUCCAGGCGGACCGUGUCGAUCAGUCAGCUGUUGGGUUUGAGUACAGUGGGAAGACGGAGAAACACGCGUCUCAGAAAGACCACUCCGUGGGGUUUGGGGGGCGAUACGGCGUGCAGUCGGACCGCGUGGACCAGAGCGCCAUGGGCUUCGAUUACCAGGGGAAAACCGACAAACACGAUUCCCAGAAAGAUUAUUCUAAAGGCUUUGGAGGAAAGUUCGGAGUUGAGACCGACAAAGUGGACAAGAGCGCUAUGGGCUUUGAGUACCAGGGAAAAACUGAGAAGCACGAGUCCCAGACAGAUUACACUAAAGGCUUUGGAGGAAAGUUCGGUGUUGAGACCGACAAAGUGGACAAGAGCGCGAUGGGCUUUGAGUACCAGGGAAAAACUGAGAAGCACGAGUCCCAGACAGACUAUGUGAAGGGCUUUGGAGGGAAGUUUGGUGUGCAGACGGACAGACAGGACAAGUCUGCGCUGGGAUGGGACCACCAGGAGAAACUACAGCAGCACGAGUCCCAGAAAGACUAUAAGCGUGGGUUUGGAGGGCAGUAUGGGGUAGAGAAGGAGAAGCAGGACCAGUGUGCUCUGGGCUAUGAACACAAGGAGAGCUUGGCUAAGCACGAGUCCCAGAAAGGCACAGAAACACCCCCAAAUCCCCCACCUCGAAACCCCUCCUUAUUAUUUACCCUGCAUCCUUUUCCAGAAACACUCCUCCAGCUUGUUGCUCCUUCUUUGGCAUCGUCACCUCGCCUUCCUUUCCCCACAGACUCACCACUGUCCUAUCGAGAUGAACAGGGCAGAUUACUAAAAUCACGCUAAAACGUUUCCAUAGGCAACGCUACUUUCUACACAUCCUGCAAAACUAGCAGACAAGUUAUUUAUAUAAAUAGUAAUUAAUUAAUGUGAUCUAAUGUAAAAGGGCAAAUAUUAACCAUAUAUGCUGUUUAUAUUGCUUUUAAUUG